AUGCGGGUGAGUUUUUGCCAGGGCCUGUUAACUGUUGCCAUUAUCCUGAACCUCCUCAUUCUCUACUAUGUGUCACGGGCCCAGCAACAGAUGAUGGAGAAACGGAGAGACCUUGGCAGGGUCUCCAGGAGGACUGGUCUCCCAGCCCCUGGCCUGGGUCUGGGGGGAGGCCUCGGGGGUCUCAUUGGACCCGUCAGUGGGUUGGUCGGGGCUGGAGUGGUUGGAGUGGAGGGAAACAGCCGUGGACCUCGUGUGACAGUGCUCCUUCGUGAGUUUGAAAACUUUGAGAAUUAUGUGGGUGAUGUGGCACGUUCUUUCCUGCACCAGAAGCCUGAACUUCCCUUCCUGGCUGUGGCUGACACUGUGCCGUACCCUCCGCUGCUUCUUCCAGAGGGGGCUCGGCUUCUGAUGCUUUCUCCCAGCCCCGAUCAGCCACCUCAGGCUCACAGGCCAGAGUUCCACGUCCAGACUGAAUUUGUGCUAUUGGUGCCUGAUGGGGUGGAGCUGGAACAGAGCCGUGCUAUGGAGAGGCUGAUAAGGGAACUGGAAGGUGAAGGAGGGGGCCCUGUAAGGCUGGUGGCCGCACCUGUGCUGACUCGCUCCGUUGUGCAAUGUCUCCAUCUGCGAGUCAGCCUGAGAGAGUGGACAGCCACUUACACACCGGCAGCAUCUGGGAGCAGUGGGAGUGUGUGUACAGCUUUGCAGGGAGAUGCAGUCAUCCUCAUUCGCACCGAGGACCUCUUCAACCUGUCUGUCCCUUUAGGGCGACCUCUCUUCUCCUCACUCUUCAUCCAGACCUCCCUGAGAGGCUGGAAGGUCAAACUACUGGAGAGCCCCUGCUUCUCUGCUCGCCACCGGCCCCUCUUUAGCUCAGCUCACAACCAAUGGAAGGCUGACACUCGCCUAAAAGAAGCUACAGGGAAGCUAAUGAGGAGCUUUGGCCUGAAGCGCCUUCUUCUGCCUGAUGGCAAGGAACAGUGGCAUGGUUGCAGUAAAGAAACACCUCGUUGUUUUGGCACUGUUCGAGAUGACACCCCGGAUUACCUCUAUCUGGAGCGCUGGACCCCACCCUGCUGCCUGCGGGCACUCAGAGAGACCACCAAGUACGUUAUCAAUAUCCUGGAGAGCUCUGGUGUACGCUACUGGUUGGAGGGGGGAACUCUGCUGGGUGCUGCCCGCCACCAGGACAUCAUUCCAUGGGACUACGAUGUGGACUUGGGCAUCUAUCUGGAAGAUGUACCCAACUGCGAUCACCUGAAGAACCUGGACUCGGGCUCUCUGGUGGACGCUAAUGGCUACGUCUGGGAACGGGCGGUGGAAGGAGACUUUUACAGGGUCCAGUACAGUGAGGCCAACCAUCUACAUGUGGAUCUUUGGCCUUUCUAUCCACGCAAUGGCAUCAUGACCAAAGACACAUGGACAGAGCACAAACAAGAUGUAGAGUUCCCAGAGCACUUCUUGCAGCCGCUAGUGCCCAUGCCAUUUGCGGGGAUCACAGCUUACGGCCCCAACAACCACCGCGCCUUCCUGGAGCUCAAGUUUGGAGAAGGGGUGAUAGAGAAUCCUCAGUACCCCAAUCCUGCCAAGAAGAGGCUGGACAGAAGCAAACUAUAAGGAUGGGACUUAUUUGUCUUUUUACAUUUUGUUUUUUUUUUACCUAAUAGUGCAGAAAAACCAGCCUUAGACUGAAAAUCAGCCUAAAAGAAGUAGUUGGGAAUUUAAUUUGGUGCCAAGAUGUUGCCAUUUCCUCCAUGAAUUGAACACAUUAAAUAGUUUAUUUUGCUUCAAAACAACAUUGACACAGCUACCAAUGCC
Messenger RNA from Lampris incognitus (smalleye Pacific opah), 1815 nucleotides. It is a transcript of the gene fkrp, whose product is annotated as fukutin related protein. The record is from RefSeq and is a predicted model, not a curated record. The transcript has a single exon. Bases 1 to 1614 code for a protein of 537 amino acids. Gene Ontology annotation, biological process: protein O-linked glycosylation via mannose. Lineage: Eukaryota; Metazoa; Chordata; Actinopteri; Lampriformes; Lampridae. Gene Ontology annotation, cellular component: Golgi apparatus.